This is a messenger RNA of Penicillium salamii, 5289 nucleotides long. The record is from the annotation of a GenBank genome assembly. NCBI's taxonomy places the organism in Eukaryota, Fungi, Ascomycota, Eurotiomycetes, Eurotiales, Aspergillaceae.
AUGCGGAACCCCAGCCAAUUCAAUAUAGUCUGUUUUGCCCAUGGGCUUCCGGAAAAUUCACUCCAUCUGUUCCGGCAAAUUCGGACUCAAAGCAAAAUCCGAGAUCAUUCAACGCUCAGAGACUUUAUCUCCCACACAACACUAGUUUUGCGAGAAGAAAUUCGAAACCUACCAGAAGAGCUACGGAGCCAGCUGCCUCCUUUUGAGAAUGCCUUGGAUCUAGUUGAGUGGCAGAACUGGGAACGUGGACCCCUAGCAGGUGCUUUGGGGGGGGUAUUACGAUGUCUGUUGCAUAUAUCAUCAUUCAUUGGAUAUUACGAGAGAGAACCGGAGCGAUUUUCUCUAGCUCAAUCGACGACAUGUUUCUCGGCCCUCGGAGUUAGCCUGCUAGCCGGCGCAGCUGUCGCUGUCUCAUCAACCCUGGCAGAUCUUCCCAAGCUUGGUGCUGAGACCGUGCGAAUUGCAUUGCGGAUGGGAGUGCUAGCUGGGCAAACAUCUCGGUGUAUCGAGUCCCGAGAACCAUCUACGCCGCCUGAAAGUUGGACCGCCGCCGUGAAGGACCUGGAUGAGGAUAUUGUCCGAAAAGAGUUGGAAUCUUUCAAUAUAUCGGCGCACAAUCCGCUUCCUAGCCACUUGUUUAUUAGUGCGGUCAGCGAGGACACCAUCGCCAUCAGCGGCCCUCCCUCAAAGCUCAGGAAGCUCUUCAGAGUUUCCGAGCAUCUUCGAGCUACCCGUUACGUCUACUUGCCUAUCUACGGAGGCCUAAGCCACGCACCUCAUAUCUUCAACCACCGUCAUGUUUCUUCCAUAUUGGAAAAAAUGGACUCGGCAAUAGCCAGUCGAUCGAUAACCAGUUCCUCUCCUCUCAUCUCAAACACAGACGGUUUGCCAAUUCAAGCAAAAACCCCACGCGAUAUUUUUGCAGCGGUCGUUUACGAGCUUCUCACGUGCCCGACUCGAUCCAAAAUGGCAAAGAAUGGCGCUCUGCAGGUGAUGGGGACAGCAUGGGUGAAGUGCUGCGUGUUUGCACCAGGAUCAUGCAACUUGGCAGCAGAUAUUGUUGCCAAUGGAGAGAUCACAGCUCCAUCAUGCGAUUUCCAAAUCAUCAAUAUGAUACAAUGGCUUGACGAGGAUACCAACGACGCUGCACCGCUCAGAAAGGAAGACUCCAAGAUUGCCAUCGUGGGGAUGUCCUGCCGGAUGCCAGGUGGGGCCAACGACUUGGAUUCAUUCUGGGAUUUAUUACAAGAGGGCCGUGAUGUGCAUCGAAAGGUUCCAGCAGACAGAUUUGAUGUGGGUAGUCAUACCGAUCCGUCUGGCAAGAUACGAAAUACCAGUCUCACCCCGUUUGGUUGUUUCAUUGAUCAACCAGGGCUUUUUGAUGCCGGGUUCUUUGACAUGUCGCCCAGAGAAGCAGCCCAGACGGACCCUAUGCAUCGCCUUGCGCUUAUGACAGCAUACGAAGCCCUUGAGCAAUCCGGAUUUGUCCCAGACCGAACAGAAUCAACUGAUAGGAGGGGUAUAUCGACAUUCUACGGUCAAUCGAGCGAUGACUAUCGUGAAGUUAAUGCGAGCCAAACAGUUGACACAUACUUCAUUCCUGGGGGCUGCCGGGCUUUUGCUCCGGGGCGUAUCAACUAUUUUUUCAAGUUCAGUGGGCCCAGCUUCAACUGUGAUACGGCAUGUUCUUCGAGCCUGGCGACUAUCCAAGUUGCUUGUACCUCUUUGCUUCAUGGAGAUUGCAAUAUGGUGGUAGCAGGAGGCCUCAAUAUCCUUACGAACAGCGAUGGCUUUGCGGGAUUAAGUCGUGGCCAUUUUCUUUCGAAAACCGGCGGUUGCAAGACAUUCGACGCAACUGCAGAUGGCUAUUGCCGGGCAGAUGGAAUCGGAUCCGUCGUUUUGAAGCGGCUGGAUGAUGCGGAAAGAGACAACGAUAACAUUUUGGGUGUUAUUCUGAGCUCUGCAACAAAUCACUCAGCAGAUGCUAUCUCCAUAACCCAUCCACAUGCUCCAACUCAAGCCGAUCUAUAUCGUCGAGUCAUGACUGACGCUGGCGUCAGCCCCCUUGAUGUGGACAUGGUUGAGAUGCACGGUACCGGCACUCAGGCAGGUGAUGCAACCGAAAUUGAAUCGGUCACCUCGGUCUUCAGUCCACCAGAUCCUAACCGUAUAAGAACCCAGCCAUUGCACAUCGGAUCAGUCAAAGCCAAUGUAGGACAUGGCGAGGCUGCAGCGGGUAUUAUGGCUUUGAUCAAAGUUCUGUUGAGCUUGCAGAAAAACAUAAUCCCAAAACAUGUCGGCAUCAAGACUGCACUUAAUCCUGCAUUCCCUGAUCUGAAUCGUCUCGGCGUCCAAAUUCCUUAUGAGCAGGUUGCAUGGCAUCGAACACCAUCCCGAAAACGAUAUGCAGUUGUCAACAACUUCAGUGCAGCUGGUGGAAACACUUCCCUUUUGCUGGAAGAACCACCAAUGCGCUCUGAGCCUGAGAAAGAUAUACGGACGGCAUUUGCAGUGGCGGUAUCGGCGAAGAGCAAGGUUUCUUUAGGAAGAAAUUUGAAAUCACUCGUGGCGUUUCUCAAAUCUAUGCCACUAGAGGGCAUCCCUCACCUUUCAUAUACCACGACGGCACGUCGCAUGCACCACAACCAUCGCAUUGCCGUGGCUGGUACUUCACCGGAAGCAAUCUGUCGACAAUUCGAGAAAUAUCUUCCCACAGUUGAAUCACAUCGACCCGUCAGCAAUACAAUUCAUUCGACUGCUUUUGUGUUUUCUGGCCAAGGAAGCUUCUACGUCGGCAUCGGGCGCCAGCUUUAUGGAAGUCACUCAAGGUUCCGAACCCAGCUACACCAGCUAAAUGAUAUCUGCCUGAGUCACGGUUUUUCUUCCUUCCUUGAAGUCAUUUCGGCCGAGCCCAGUGAGCAGCGGCCUAUCUCUGAGCCUGGGCCUGUUAUUGUGCACCUGGCAAUCACUUGCAUAAGCAUCGCGUUGUGUGAUUUCUGGGGCAGUCUUGGGGUGAAGCCAUGUGUUGUGAUUGGAGCCAGCCUUGGUGAGUUUGCUGCUCUCUAUGCCGCUGGUGUUCUCUCUGCAAGCGAUGCGAUUUAUCUCGUAGGUCACCGAGCUCUGCUCAUGCAAGAGAUGUGUAUCCCCAACACUCAUGGUAUGCUGGCGGUGCGUGCGACUACAGAGCAAAUACAGAAUGCACUGACUGGCCAUUUGUACGAAAUUGCGUGCAUCAACGGUAUCAACGAUGUCACGUUGAGCGGUACCGUUGAGGAAAUCAACCAUGCAAGAUCAAAGAUUGAGGCUUUUGGAUACAAAUGCACCCAGAUCACCGUUCCAUAUGCAUUUCACUCUGGUCAGAUGGAGCCACUUCUGGAUCAGUACGAGGAGAUCUGUGGGGGAGUGACAUUCAAGGCUCCCACCUUCCCUGUCGUCUCUCCAUUACUGGCUGAUUGUGUCUUCGAUGGCCACACGAUCAAUGCGGCCUAUAUGCGAAAGGCAACGCGAUGCCCUGUUCAAUUCACGAAAGCGUUGCAUAUUGCUCUUGAGAUGGAAUUGAUCGAUGAAAAGACCAUCUGGGUAGAAAUCGGACCCCAUGCCUCCUAUGGCCAGUUUGUUCGCAAUGCGAUGGCCUGGGAACCCACGAUAGUUUCUAGCCUCAGACGAGAUGAGGAUAACUGGCAUACGUUUUCCCGGAGCUUGGCGCAGCUGCACAAUACCGGGCUCAAUAUCAAUUGGCAGACAUGGCAUGGGCCGUUUGAGGGCCAGUUACGAUUGUUGGAUCUUCCAGCAUAUCAGUGGAACACUAAAAACUACUGGAUCCAAUACAACGGAGAUUGGAUGCUCCAGAAAGAUCAAGCCUCGCCACAAGGAUGUGCUCAGGACAGCCAAUCCUCAUUGCAGACUGCUUUCAUACACAAAAUAAUCAAGGAAUCUAUUAGCAAAGAGAGCGGCGAAGUUAUAGUCCAGUCUGAUAUCUUGCGAGCGGAUUUUUUGGAGGGAAUGGGUGGCCAUGAGAUGAACGGCUGUGCAGUUGUCACAUCAUCCGUUCACGCAGAUAUUGCAUUCACCUUGUCCAGAUACCUCUACACCCGCAUCAGGCCCCAAUCAACCACCCCUGCCAUGAACCUGAAGAACAUGCAAGUCAAGCAAGGUCUCAUCGCGCGAGAAGACCGCUCCCGACCCCAGUAUAUUCAAGUGCAUGCCGUGGCAGACUGUUCGACCAGUUCGAUUCAGCUCUCUUGGUACGCUUUGGAUGACCAAGGGGAAAGAGCGCCGGACUGCUUCGCGGCACUUACUACACAAUGGGAUGAUCCAGAAUCCUGGUUAGACGAAUGGUCGUCCACCUCACACUUGGUUGCUAGCAGAAUCGAGGUUUUGCAAAACCUCGCUUCUCAAGGCACAGCCAGCCGGCUAACUCAAGACAUGGUAUACAUGCUCUUCGGGACUCUAGUGGAUUAUUCAGAAAAAUACCGUGGUAUGAGAACCGUUAUUCUGAAUGGCUUAGAGGCAGCUGCGGAAGUGGUGCUAGCCCCGGACGAGUCAUCGGAGAAGUGGACUGUGGCACCAUACCAUAUAGAGAGCAUCGUGCAUCUCGCAGGCUUCAUUCUGAACUGCGGAAAUGCAGUGGAUCAUCGAAAGAACUUUUAUGUCACGCCUGGGUGGAAGUCCAUGCGUUUCGCUCGUCCAUUGGUGUCUAGCCAGCCAUACAUGUGCUAUGUGAAGAUGGCGCCCAUUCUCAAACAACCUGGGUUCUACGCAGGCGAUGUUUAUGUCCUGCAGAAUGGCGAGACUGUUGGAUUGGUCGGUGGCGUGACAUUCCGCACAUUUCCACGCUCACUUCUGGGUCAAUUCUUCAGUCCGCCUGACAUGGAUACUAUCUCCCAGGAGCCGGUUCAUGUUACCAGACAGCCUCCGGCGUAUACCUCAGAAGCCCCAGAAGUUCCAAUGCUACCGGUCCGAGGGAAUUCGGAAGCAAUGCCUGAAGCAACCAGUUGUACCAACAGGAUGGGCACUGCCUCGUUUAAACAGGAGCAAGCUUCUCCGAGCUCGCUAGCAGAAAAUCCCAUCAUCCAGCAAGCCAUGGAUUUGAUUAGCAAAGAGACUGAGAUUGAUCUUGAAGAACUUUUGGAUGAGACCGAGUUCUCAUGUAUUGGGAUCGAUUCACUGAUGUCCCUUGUAUUGGUGCAAAGAUUUGCAACGGAGCUCAAGUUGGAAUUGCGCGGCUCUUUAUUCUUCGACUGUCCCACGAUUGGUGACUUCAAAACAUGGCUGAGGGACUACUGUUGA